Molecule: messenger RNA, 1564 nt
Organism: Mycena citricolor
Lineage: Eukaryota; Fungi; Basidiomycota; Agaricomycetes; Agaricales; Mycenaceae
Source: the annotation of a GenBank genome assembly
GUUGGUGCACAAUGACAAACAGACUUCAAAUCUAGUGUUGAAAAUCCUGGACUUCGCUAGACAAAAUGCCACCGACGACUUCGACGCUGUGUAUCAGCGCAGGAAUGUAUUCCUCAUCAUCGGACGUGCCUAGACGUGCCUUCGAGGAUACUCGUUUCUGAUCCAUCCGGCCGCCGCAGUCGUUCAUCAUUGUUCGAGAAUCCUAGUCGGACACCCAAAGCGUGUAAAUCAUCCUCACUCUUUCAGUCACACCGGGAUCUCGCGAAUUUGUUCCCGCCACCGGCGGGCUCUCUGUGAGUCUGUUCUGUGCAGGUACACCAGCCCAUUGGUGUACAAAAUGAGGAUCCACAAAUCUUCAAACAUCUCGAGGCCAAGAAUCGUUUCUCCCCAAUAAGGAGUGAAGAUGUGAAUGCCUCGCCCCCAACCUGUACUUAACAGUCGACCUUCCGCGCGUCUCUCGAGGAAAAUAGCUUCAAGGAUGCCGUGCCUAGGCUUACUUCAGGUCCUAUGAUUAGAAUGGCUCAAAUUUCAGUCCUAGAAGUAAGAUUAUCUCGGAGAUAGGCGUCAGGAGCCAAUGAGAGCGUAACAAGCUGAUGGAAGGCGACAAAAGGAGUGAUGCGAUUACCCAAAGGGGUUAGACGUCGAUGCAUUGAUGCCCGACCCGCGUAAGAUCAGACCAUGGGGACUCCACCAUAAGCCCUGGUGAGUGAUGAAUCUCAAGAACAUCUCUCAGCGGGCUACAAAAUUGUUUGGGGCGUGCGGUGCUAGAUGCUCAAAGGAAGAUGCAGCAUCAACGCGACGCAAUCCUCCGUGGCGAUAAUGGGCCAGCCGUUCUUGUUCGCGAAGUCGCGCGAGUCUUCUAUCUUAGCACGCUCGGUGAUCACUCCCGGUCUCACCGCACACGCCUCGAAUCCGUCAAGCUCGCCCGCCAAAUCAAAGACGGCAUUUUCCACAUCACCCUGCGCCAUCGAUAAAACUCCGCAAAUUCUCCUUCAACCUUCGCGGUUUGGUCUCGGAUGGCUCCGGACCCGCUCAUAUAGCAGAAUCGGAACGGCUUGGCAGGAGACGAAUCUGCGAGCGCUUGGAUGCCGACGAGCGUCGAUAUGCGGGAAAUGCGCUUGGCUUCUGCUGGGCCAACUUCCACCGACUUGGGCGGCGUGAUGCCCACCGUCCUGAUUCCAAUUGACAAUGGGGAUUUAUCCAUGAGCGAUUCACGCACCAGAUACACGCAGCGGCGCCCGCAAACUCCCUCUUCACCUCGUCGGGAUACUGGUCGUAGUCGCUGACGACGACGCUCUUGAAUUUGCCUGCAGGCGUGCCUUCGGGAGCUGGAAUCGGUUUACGCGAGACAGCGACCACUGAAGUUAUUCUGGGAUCCUUGCAAGCUUGAGACACGGUCUCUGUUCCGACGUAGCCCGUUGCGCCUGUGAUGAUGAGCUUCAUAGUAGUGUGCCGGAUGAGUUGAGGAGGGUCAUGCUUUCUGGCGCCUUAAAUAAUUUCGCGUGUCUGGUUCAAGACAAGAUUAGGAUGCCGAAUAUAAUCGAGAGCGCACUGCUCACCAAGU